CUAUUACUUAAAUUUUUUGUUUUACUUGCUUACAUAUUUUUAAAUAACGAUACUAUCCAUCAAUAAUUUAUUAAUAAAAAUCUUACUUAAAUCAUACAAAAUCUCUAAAACUCAUUUACAAAAAGACUAAUGUCAGUCGCAGCCUAAAAUUGGACGAAUGUGUUGAAAAAAUAACGAUACUAUCCAUCAAUAAUUUAUUAAUUAAAACUAUACUAAGAAGAAACAAAAUCUCCAAAAUUCAUUUACAAAAAGUGUCAGUCAUAUAGCCUAAAAUUAGCCGAAUGUGUUGAAAAAUAUAAUAAACCGGAAAUCCCACUCUUACUUUUGACAAGCAAAUUACCAAUGAGCCCUGGAAUCACAAAACGACAAAACAGUACGAGAUUUGCUAACAACUUCGCCGCCAUAAGGGCAAACUCGUCAAUUCAAUGGUCCAACCCAAAUCCCCAAUGUCACGUGAUAAUAUCACGGUGAUAUAUAUAUAUAUAUAUAUAUAUAUAUGUAAUAAGAAAAUAAAAUAAAAACCAUCUCCUCUCCUCUCUUCUCUUUUCUCUUUUCGUCGUCGUACUAGUCUCUUUGCAGUCAUGGCAAUAACCGCAUACGACGCCCUCACGGAGAGGAAAAAACCGGCCAAGAUCAUCAAUUUUAGCGAUUCCGCCUCCUCUUCCUCCUCUUUAGUUGACCUUUCGUCGACUACUUUCCUCGACAGCAUCAGAUCGCUUCUCAGCGACUACGCCGCGACAGAAGAUUACACCGUUCACGGCAACACCGUCUCCUGUAUCUUCCUCUACAGCGAAGAGACCGGCGCCGUGUUCCCUCUUUUCACCGUCGAAGAACGAAUCUCCGAAGGCGAUUUAUCUCAUAAUCUUCUCUGCGAUGUUUGUAGAUGCGUCGGUUGGGGUCAUCAUUACGUGACCAAGAGAAAGUAUCAUUUGAUAAUCCCGAGGAUUGAUAAAUGGAAGGAGCCAUUGACGAGAGAGACCAUUAAGGCUAGCACGCAUUUGAUGCAUGGUGUGAUUCACUGCAAUGGCUUUGGUCACUUGCUAUGCAUCAACACUGAUGAUGCUUUUCGUAAUUACUUCUCUGGCGACCAAAUCAUGCACCUUUGGGACCGUCUUUGUUCAACUCUUCACACUAGGAAGAUUUCACUGGAUGAUAUAUCGAGGAAGGGAUCGAUGGAUCUGAGGCUGCUCCAUGGUGUUGCAUAUGGUAGACCAUGGUUUGGGAAAUGGGAUUACAUGUUCUCUCAUGGAAGCUUUGGGAUCAGAAAAGAACAAUACAGUCGAGCUAUUUGCAUUCUUAGCUCCAUGGAAGUUGACAAGAUAAAGGAAGAUUUCUCCGGAACAAGAAAAGAGAGACUGAUAAAGAUGAUAAUCAACUUCUACAUAGAAUCAAGUAAAACCCCAUUGGUCACUCUCUCUGAGUUGCUUCAGUUCAUGCUUGCCUUCGCUUCUAAAGCUCCCGUUGAAAGAACCACUGCAAUGUCAUUAGUAGCAAUGUCUUCAAAUCAUGUUUCAAACCCGAUUCCUGAAGACGAUGGGGACACUUCUGAUAGCUCUUUUACCUCAUCCCCUGAUGAUAAGGAGGAAUCAGAUAAUAAUGAAAAUGAUUCUGACGCAGACGAUGUCCUAGUCGAUCAAGAUACCACAAUGGUGGGCAUGGUUCCCCCAAAGUAUAAUUCAUUUGAUGCUAUGGCCAGGGGAGAAGAUGCUAGAUGGUCUGCAAAGAGGUUGAGUAACGCAGCUCAAGCUGUUCUCAAAGUUUUCAACGAGAGAAACAACAGCGUCAUUACUCGCCAAGAGCUACGUGAAGCUGUUAGAGGCAGCAUUGGUGAUACAGGGUUGAUUGACUUCUUGCUCAAACACAUUGACAAGGUUCUAAUAGGAGACCAAAUAGUUCAGAGGUUCACAAACCCUGAAUCGCGGAUGCUACAAUUCUCCCUAAGGAAAAUAACUCCCCCUGCUCUAGAGCGAGAAGCGAAAAAGAGAAGGAAAACUCAAGAAACUGAUGAAUGGAGAUCAACCACUCCUGGACUAGAUCCUUACGAAGACAUUCUCUAUCUGUAUCAGAAUCUCUUGCUAUCUUAUCCUGAUACAGAGGUAUACAGUGAUGCCUCUGAGGUUAUCUUGAACUGCAAGGGCUUUGUGAAAGAGUGGCCCUUACUCUCUCACCAGGAAAAGAACUCUUUAACAGUAAGCUGCCAAGUCUUGCCCAAUCACGAAGAGGUACUCAGAGACUUCACCAGGAAACUACCCCCUGGAGAACUCGUGAUGGUUCCUCAAAACGCAACCAUCAGAGAACUUAAGUCUGCAGCAGAGAAAGCUCUGAGGGACACUUACUUCGUCAUGGAGAAUUUUGAAGUGUUGGAGAUCAGAAAGAAAGACCUUGAGAAGAUUGAUGAGACCUCUGGUGUAAAGUCAGAUGGUAAUAAGAUUAUGAUGACAGAGUUUCUGGUAACAGGGUUUGGUCUGGAUACAGGGACAGAGCUAAGGUAUGAAGGCGGGUUUGAUGACUGGACCGUUGAGUGCAGAUGCGGUGCUAGAGAUGAUGACGGCGAGAGAAUGGUGGCUUGUGAUGCUUGCAAGGUUUGGCACCACACUAAGUGUCAUUCCAUAGAAGAUGAUGAAGUUGUGCCUCAGGUGUUUUUAUGUAAUAGAUGUUUUGGAGAUAGCGUAAGAUCCAAGAAACGCAGUGUUGCCAAUCGCUAGCACUUGCAUAGCCAAGUGUUUUGGAGAUCGCUUGCGACCCAAGAAGUGCGGACUUUCCCUAAUAUAUUUUAACAUAAACCAUUGAUUAUAUUAAUUAACAUGCAUAGCUGGUGUUUUGGAGAUCGCUAUGAUUGAUCGUACAUUGUUAUGGUGAACAUUUCCAAACCAUUGAAUACUUUAACCA
Messenger RNA from Brassica napus (rape), 2889 nucleotides. RefSeq names its product PHD finger protein At2g01810-like. The transcript has 3 exons. Lineage: Eukaryota; Viridiplantae; Streptophyta; Magnoliopsida; Brassicales; Brassicaceae. Bases 582 to 2705 code for a protein of 707 amino acids. The record is from RefSeq and is a predicted model, not a curated record.